Messenger RNA from Nematocida ausubeli, 1239 nucleotides. RefSeq lists its product as uncharacterized. Bases 1 to 1239 code for a protein of 412 amino acids. The transcript has a single exon. The record is from RefSeq and is a predicted model, not a curated record. NCBI's taxonomy places the organism in Eukaryota, Fungi, Microsporidia.
AUGAGUCAAGAGCUAAAGGGUGUGAGAAGAAAAGUUGUUUCUAUGCUUAUAGCAAUUCUGCUCCUUUCUAAAAUUAAGGGCGGAGUGCUAGAUGUAUUUAUUGAGAAGGAUAUGGUGCUGGAGAGUGGCAGUAUAUCUGUGUGCGAAAAAGAAAAAAGCAAUGACAGCCCGGUAGAGAAGGAAGAGCCUAAGAACCUUCGAAGGUCUAAAAGGCUCUGGGAUAUUUCACAGAUAGAUGAAAACUCCACUGUCACUAGCGCAGAGUCUGCACAGAAGGAAUAUAUAACUCAGAAUGUGUGCGGGGGUAUUGUAAAGGAAAAUGCUUCAGUGAAAGAUGCAGCAACAGAGGACAAGGACGAAUAUAGCAGCAGCGAGGCCGAAGAUGCAUGGUCUGAUAGUAUAUCUGAAGACAUACAGCAGUGUUUAGAGGAGAUGGGCGCAGCUGAGGAAAGAUAUAGAGAGGAGGUAGGCAAGCUAAAGUCGGCCGAGCAGCUCGUUAUAAACUCAAGCAGUGCCAUUUACCACGCAAUGGGCGAAGAAAUGGCUAAUAUUUAUAUAAAGCUAAAAGAAGCUGUAAAGACAUACAAUGCAAAGUGCAAAGCAAUAAGCGAAGCACUGGAAAGGGUCUAUGAAUAUAGCAAGGCAGACAAUGGGAGUGUAGCUAUAUUAGCAUGCUCUGAGCCUAAUCAGCAUAUGGAGGAGGUUGAAGCACUCUUUUCUAAGGCCACUGCACUUAACCAAGCCAAGAAAGAGGCUGCUGCUGUGUAUAGAAAGCAAAAGAAUGAGAUGAUUCAAGCACAAAAAACAAGCAGGAACUCAAGGAAGUGCCAUCUGAAGUAUUUGGAAUUACAAGUAGAUCUUCAAAGAAAAAACCGGGUCAGAAUUGAAGAAGCACAGGCCUUUUUUCAGUGCAUAUACGACAUAGAAAGCACUUUAAGUGCAGCAGAGAAGGCGGCGUGCACUUGUGAAAAGGAAGAUCUUGGGCUAGAGAUUAAAACCGAAGAGGUACAAAAAGCAUAUGAAGACCUUCUGGGGAAUAUUGUAGAAGAGCUCAAAUGCAUGCACUCUGUGCAGGCAGAAUACAUGGCCAAAAGAGUUUUGAUAAAAGACGCGUAUGUAGCUCUAUACACUGUAGAUAGCGCAUAUUCUGUGCAGAAGAAGCGCACAGAAGAAGCAGAAAAAGCACUAGCUGCCGCAAAAGAGACCUUUGACAGAUGCAUUGGCAGUUAUUACUUUUAG